Molecule: messenger RNA, 4190 nt
Organism: Hypomesus transpacificus
Lineage: Eukaryota; Metazoa; Chordata; Actinopteri; Osmeriformes; Osmeridae
Product: un-named hu7910
Exons: 27
Coding region: 555-3029 (824 amino acids)
Biological process (GO): peptidyl-aspartic acid hydroxylation
Cellular component (GO): membrane; endoplasmic reticulum
Molecular function (GO): protein binding; peptidyl-aspartic acid 3-dioxygenase activity
Source: RefSeq, a predicted model, not a curated record
UAUCCUCAGAGGGUUGCCCAAGUGAUUGAAGAUCAGGUUGAACCACCAGAUUUCACAUGAGCACAUGAUGAAACACUGUCACUAAAUGGCAGAUCAUGAAAUCUGUGUGUGACUGGAUGUAAUCCAAGGUCAGAUAGACUGUCAGAUAAUUCCUGCUCUGUCCUCAGACUGUCUCUGUCGCUUAAUACAGCAUAGCAGUCCCUCAAACAUAUUCACACAUACACUCAGACAUGCACCCACAUUCAUACAUUCAGAAUCAUGCUCUCACUAUAAACAUACACAUUCACACAUACAGAAUCAUGCUCUCACACAUACACACACUCACACAUCCAAACAUACAGCCUGCCCUCCCCAAAUGAGUUUGGCAGGUCUAAGAAUAGCCCUCUCCUUCAAGCUUGCUGAGUAUCAGGUUGUAUCUAACCAGAAGGCUGAGUAUCGUCCUUCUGCCGACUGACUGCACUGUGGCUCUGCAGCCAACAGGAACUUGUCUCUGGCUCGCCUGUUGUUGAGUAGUGUUGACCCCGUGGGAGUUUUCUGAUCCUUCUUCUGCCCCAAUGGAGGAAGUUGGAGCCCAAGAGGUGUCGGCGGUAGAGGAGGUAGCAGAGGUGAAGCGAGUGCCAGUGGAGAGUAACAAUGGCAGGAAGCCUGAGGGAGGAGGACCCAGGAACUCUGUGUUCACCUGGUUUAUGGUACUAGCUCUGCUGGGGGUGUGGAGCUCUGUGGCCGUGGUCUGGUUUGGCCUGGUGGACUACGACUCUGUCAUAGCCAGGGCAAGACAGUUCAGAGGGAACUUCUCUGAGGUUCUACAAGGUAAACUGCGGGCGUACGAUGCAGACAGAGAUGGGGACUUUGACGUUGAGGACGCCAAAGUUCUUCUCGGCCUGGCCAGAGAGGGCACCUCUGGUGACAGCACUGAGUCACUAGAGGAAGUGCUUGAUAUUUUAGCGGAAGAGGGUUCCGAUUGGUUUUAUGGCUUCUUCACGUUUCUGUUUGACGUGGUGACAUCGCCAGUAGAGAAGGGAGAAGAGGAGGAAAGGGAGGAGGCGGCAGAGGUGGUCGAUGAGAAAAAGCAUCUUACCGCCAAACGAGAGAAGCUGGAGAAAGGGCUAAAACAGAAGCCUGUGUCAGUGGUCCAGCCUGCAGAACCCCGGCAACAGCUAGAAGAGACAGAAACAAGCCAUGAACAGGAGCCCAAAGCAGGGACCAAUAAAGUGGCUGUCCAGGAUGAUGUCCCUGGUCUCACAGCGGAGGAUGAUGAUGUGGAUGGAUCUCAGAUGUUGAAGUUGGAGUCUGAAAUCCAAGCUGCUGUGCCACUGCCUCCACCAUCUGAGGAAGAGUUUGUCCCAGAUGACAGCAGUAAACAUUCUGUUCUAGAUGAACACCCCUACGAAGACAAGCUGAACACUAUUGACACCAAAGGAGAGCUGGUGGAGGAGUCCCAGCCACAGGAGACACUAGAGGAGUCCGGGCCAUAUGAAGACCAGUCAGGAUCACAGUAUAUUCAUAAACCAGCAUCAGAACCAGAACCACACACAGAGCCAUCUUCUGAACCCCAGUCCCAGGGAGAACAGGAGUCUGCAGCAGAACCCCAGGCUGAACCUGCAGCCUCAGAAUCAACAGGAAGUGUUUCUGAGCAGCCAGAGGAAAAGCUGAUAGACAAAGUUAAGAAGAAGAAGCCCAAACUGCUGAACAAGUUUGAUAAAACCAUCAAGGCAGAGAUCGAGGCAGCAGACAAGCUACGGAAAAAGGGUAUUGCAGAGGAGGCCGUCAGGGCGUUUGAGGCACUAGUCCAACAGUACCCUCACAGCCCCAGGUGUCGCUAUGGGAAAGCUCAGGCCGAGGAUGAUAUGGCUGAGAAGAAGCGCAGUAAUGAGAUGCUCCAGAAGGCCAUCAACACGUACCGGGAGGCGUCAGAACUGCCCAGCGCCACACCAGACCUCGUCAGAGCCUCGCUCAAGAGGCGUGCUGAGAGACAGCAGUUCCUAGGUCGUAUGCGAGGAGCUCUGGCCACCCUGGAGAAGCUAGUGCAGAUCUUUCCUGAGGAUUUGAGCCUGAAGAAUGACCUGGGGGUGUCUUACCUGCUGCUGGGGGACAACCACAGCGCCCGGAGGGUCUAUGAGGAGGUGUUGGCUGUUGCCCCUGACGAUGGGUUUGCAAAGGUUCACUACGGCUUCAUCCUCAAGUCAGAGAACAAGAUAGCAGAGAGCAUCCCAUACCUGAGGGAGGGACUGGAGUCGGGUGACCCAGGAACAGACGAUGGAAGGUUCUACUUCCAUCUAGGAGAUGCCCUGCAGAGAGUGGGAGACAACAGCGUGAGUUACACUCACAGACACACACACACACUCCCUCCCUCUAUAACUGUGUUGUCCGUCCUCCAGGCCUAUGAGUGGUAUGCGCGAGGCCAUCAGAGGGGUCACUUUGCGUCGGUGUGGCAGAGGUCCCUGUACAACGUGAAGGGCCUGAGGGCACAGCCCUGGUGGACACCACAGGAGACCGGCUACACUGACCUGGUCAAGGCCCUAGAGAAGAACUGGCGUGUGAUCAGGGACGAGGCUCUGUCUGUGAUGGACACAUCCACAGGCCUGUUCCUUCCUGAAGAGGAGAACCUCAGAGAGAAGGGGGAGUGGGGCCAGUUCACACUCUGGCAGCAAGGGAGGAAGGCAGGGGAGGCGUGUCGCAGCGUUCCCAGGACCUGCUCUCUACUGGAGCGCUACUCUGAGGCCACAGGCUGCAAAAGAGGACAGAUCAAGUUCUCUGUGAUGCAACCAGGUACCCAUGUGUGGCCUCAUACUGGUCCUACUAACUGUCGUCUGCGGAUGCACCUGGGGUUAGUCAUCCCCAAGCAGGGCUGCAAAAUCCGCUGCACCAAUGACACCAGGGUUUGGGAGGAGGGGAAGGUGCUCAUCUUUGACGACUCGUUUGAACACGAAGUGUGGCAGGACUCGGACAGCUACAGACUGAUCUUCAUCAUAGACGUGUGGCACCCGGAGCUGAGCCAGCACCAGCGGCAGGUGCUCUCUCCCAUCUAGACACCCGGAAGAGCUCCAGACCUGCACACUGCUACACAAGCAGGCUUCAGGGCCUCUCUGGGUAGGGUGGGACAGGGGCAUCUGGUCACUGUUAGGAUGUCUCACAGUAGAGACUGGGACAUCUGAGGCCUGGAGAGGAGCUCAGAGCCUGAGUGUGUGUGUGUGUGUGUGUGUGUGUAGGGGUGUUUGUGUAGAGCUGUGCAGGUGUGUGGUAGUGUGUGUGUGUGUGGUGGUGUAUGCGUGUGAACCUGCUUCCUGAGACGCAAUGUUGUCAUCCCCUGCUGGACUCACUGUGCUGCCUAGGGGCCAUGCUGGAGAACCUACCUCUUGGUGGAUCAUUUACUGACUGACUGGUUCCUGACUGACUGCUUACUGACUGACUGGUUAGUGGCUGACUGGUUCCUGACUGACUGGUUAGUGGCUUAUUGGUUCCUGACUGAAUGGUUGGUGGCUGACUGGUUAGUGGCUGACUGGUUGGUAACUGACUGGUUGCUGACUGAGUGGUUAGUGGCUGACUGGUUUCUGAGGUAUCAGUAGAUAAUGUUAGCCUGGUUAUACCCAGCGAAAAUAGGGCUUGUUUCUUCCUGAAGCACUGAGUCCAACCUAGGGUACAUCGUCAGAGCUAGCAGGCACCUGCAGAACUGUACAGCCCAUCGAUUCACACCCAUUCAACCCAUAACCCUUGGAUCUUGACCAGGUAGCUGUUAAACACAGCAGCAGAUUUAGGUUGGCCUGUCUAGUUUAGAAGCACCUGUUUAGACUCUCAGUAUGGCCUCUAUACAUUAUGAAUCUUCAAUCCAUUAUGCUAAUUCUCUUUUGACCAUUACCAAUAAUGUGUUUACUGUAAGCUUACUUUGCGUAUAUAAUGCCAAAAUAGACACACAACGUAUUUGUAUGUUGAAGACAAAGUAGAUUAUUCAAUGUGCCUUGGGAGAUGGACCAGAAAGUAGUGCCAUCCCUGUCGUGUCCAGAUCCACUCCCUCACAUCUUCGUCUAUGUGCAGAAAUCCAACCUGUCUCUCAACUCACUGUCCUGUGGGAACUGCUCAGCCUGUCACCUUCCACUGGGUCUGAUGUUUGUGUACAUUUGUAAUUAACCAUGAAUAAUUGCACAUCAACUGUACAGCUUUUUCACUUAAAUAAAACAUUACAAUGUCCAAAA